GUGACGCGUUGUGGUGAGGUGUACGAUGCCCCGGACACCCCGCCAAAGCAGCAGCAGCCGCGCUCCCCCGCACGCCCCUCCAGCGCCCCACGCAGCACAGCGGCCGCCGCCAAGCUGCGCGCCGGCCGGCCCCUCACCGGCAGCGCCCCUGGCUCGCCGGCCAAGGCGGCGGCUCUGCCCGCCCCCCUGCUAGACGUGGGGCCGGGCGCCCUGGGCGGACUGGCGCCCUCGCCCAGACCAGACAAGCCAGCCGGUGCGCGCGUGGCGCAGCAGCAGCAGCAGCAGCAGCUUCAGCAGCGCGGCCGGCUGCAGGCAUCAACACCCACCAAAGCGGCUCCUUGGUCGGGCCCUCCGGGCCUCGGGACGCCCGGGGGCGCCGCCACAGCGGCGGCGGCGAAGAUCAGCCUCCGGCGCCGCGAUGACCGCGGGGCGCCUUCAUCGGCUGCCGGGCGGUUUUGA
This is a messenger RNA of Monoraphidium neglectum, 459 nucleotides long. RefSeq lists its product as hypothetical. Lineage: Eukaryota; Viridiplantae; Chlorophyta; Chlorophyceae; Sphaeropleales; Selenastraceae. The record is from RefSeq and is a predicted model, not a curated record. The annotation marks the transcript as partial. The transcript has a single exon.